UAACCCUUUAUUCUAAGUUUUCAUAUCAAUUAUGUUCAAACAUGGCCAACUAAUACAUCAUACUCCAUGCCUUUCCUCUUUCUUUGGUUGCCAUUGAAACACAAAAAGUCUUGCCUUGUACACCAUACUCAGAGUCAGAGAGGUGCAUGAAAUUGCUCUAAUUUUUCCUCACAACAGAUGACUGAAAAAACUCUAGUUCCAAUUUUUGUCUUGUGGGCGUUCCUUACAAUAAUCACACCCACACUUAUUCUCUUAUCAGAGAAUUCAAAAGCCGACUUAGAUUUUAAUGGAAAUAGAACUGAGGCAAUGAAGGUUAGAAGAAUGAUCGGCCACGACACCGAGAAUCAUUUCAUAAGAACACCACCAGAAGUAGCAGCAGCGGCAGCAAAGUUGGUGGUUGCUGAAGAGGAACUAGCAUCAGAACCAGCACCAGCACCAGCACCAGCACCAGCACCUGCAGUAUCAUUACCAUUGCCAUCACAUUCACAUCAUAAUCAUACUAAAAGCAAUAGCACCGAUGAUGAGCUUAUUCUGUUAUCAACCAAUGUGCAUGUCCAAGUCAAGCAAGCAAUAAUCAGAUAGAGAAUUACUUGAUGGCAAUGCUCACUGGCUCUAGAUCAUGUGUCCUCCUUGAAGAACAGUGAAAUUAAAUUGGUGAGAAUAGAAUCAAUUCAUUGGCUUGGGUUAUGUAGCAAAUAUAUUUCUAGAUUGUUGGGGUAAACGAAAAAAAUUGAAGAAUCAUAGUACAAGCAAAGUGACCCUUUGCAUUUCUUAGGUGUUGUUCAAAUUCUGUGUAUGUAGUUAAGAAACUGGGAAGAAUUCAGCAAAUUCUGCAGUUUCUGUUCUUGCAUAUCGUUUUAAUGAGAAACAUUUCUUCAUCAUCACAA
Molecule: messenger RNA, 887 nt
Organism: Lotus japonicus
Lineage: Eukaryota; Viridiplantae; Streptophyta; Magnoliopsida; Fabales; Fabaceae
Exons: 2
Coding region: 178-582 (134 amino acids)
Source: RefSeq, a predicted model, not a curated record